This is a messenger RNA of Sinocyclocheilus grahami, 367 nucleotides long. RefSeq names its product FAS-associated factor 2-like. The record is from RefSeq and is a predicted model, not a curated record. Gene Ontology annotation, molecular function: protein binding. Lineage: Eukaryota; Metazoa; Chordata; Actinopteri; Cypriniformes; Cyprinidae. The transcript has 5 exons. The coding region runs from base 47 to 283 and encodes 78 amino acids.
AAUAAGACAUUCAUACAUCACCGAGACCGUUGAGGAACGUAGGGCAAUGUGCCAACUACAAGAUCAGGAAUAUAGUGCUUCAUUGUUGGCAGACAGAGAAAAGGAGAUGAGACGCCAACAACUUCAGGCUCAGGAGGAAAGACGCCUAAAGGCAAUUCAUGAACGACGACAGAGGAUGGCUUCUGUCCCAGAGCCUUCAGAUGGUGUCCCUCUAAGGUUUAAAUUUCCGAAUGGACAGAUGAAAAGCAGAAAAUUUAGGAUGUCAGAAUCAGUUCAGGUUUGAGGAUGGGUUACAAACCCUGGGUCCGCUUGGGGAAAUCAAGAGUCAACCUCAUGUUUUUGAAGACCUUUUAACUAACCUUGAAAA